Malaya genurostris is the source of this 1998-nucleotide messenger RNA. RefSeq names its product tubulin-specific chaperone E (gene Tbce). The coding region runs from base 133 to 1686 and encodes 517 amino acids. The transcript is spliced from 5 exons. NCBI's taxonomy places the organism in Eukaryota, Metazoa, Arthropoda, Insecta, Diptera, Culicidae. Gene Ontology annotation, molecular function: protein binding. The record is from RefSeq and is a predicted model, not a curated record.
UUCACUUUCAUGUUUUUCACUACGUGACCAUUUUCUGAAUGAAAGUAAUUUCCCAACAACUGUUCAGAAAAUCGCAAAUUUUUACUUGAGUGUUGCGCAAACUGUGUGUAUAUUUAUUUGAUCCAAAAGGAAAUGAUUCCACUGCGUCGACUGGACAUUGGUGUUCGCAUCCGGAUUGGACAACACUUUGGAACCAUACGAUACAUUGGAGAGGUGGCCAAUACCGAAGGAGAAUGGGUUGGUGUUGAAUGGGACGAUCCUCAACGAGGCAAACAUUCCGGAUUGGUGAAUGGAGUUGAGUAUUUCCAAACAAGGCAUGAGGGCUCCGGUUCGAUGAUCCGAAGCGAAAAAAUCCCAACGUUCAUGACACUCCUGGAGGCAAUCAAUGACAAAUACAUCAUGACUGAGGACACCCUCGGUUUGGAUGCAGAGAUGUUAAAGGAAGUACAAAAACAACUGCAUGCGUCACUGUUUGAAGUCGUCGGAAUGAAAAAGAUUGGUGGCAAGCAAAGUAAUUUGAGCCAUUUGAUUGACGCUUCGGUAGAUUAUUAUCCGGUAAAUUCUGCUGGAGAUUUAUCCUCUCUUACAUCUCUCAGCUCACUGGAUGUUUCAGCUACAUUGCUCUGGAACUGGAAACUAGUGGGUGAUAUUAUUGCGCAAAUUCCUACCCUGCAAGAGAUAAAUCUGUCUAACAAUCGUCUUGUCAGACCAACUGACGACGAAAUCUGUUCGUUGGUAACCAAAUUCACCAAUUUGAAGAAAUUGAUCCUGAAGAAAUGUGCUAUUAGCUCAUGGUCUGAAAUAGUACGGCUAGCUCGAAUGUGGCCACUCAUUGAAAGUCUAUCGCUAGAGGACAAUGAACUGCGUGACAUCACGGAAGAAAGUUAUGCACUGGCGUUCACCAAGUUACGUGUUCUGGAUAUUCAAAAUAAUCAUAUAUCUGAUCAGAUGUCGAUUAAUGCGUUAGGGCAGCUACCAGAACUGGAAGAACUGUCACUUAAUGCGAAUGAAAUUUGUGAAAUUAAUUUUCCCGAUUGUUCACAUACGGAAAAGAUUACUCUCUUCCCCAAGCUAAGGGUACUCUAUCUACGUGACAAUCCAAUCAUCGACCAGUGCGCGACAUUUAACGAACUGGACAAACUGAAAAAGCUGGAGCAUUUAACGAUGGAUCCGGAUUCGAGUGUGAGCUACGAGGAAACGGUGGCGAGAGUCGUGGGAUCCAUCAAAGGGUUAAAAACAUUCAAUCGAUCAGGAAUCAGUGAAAAACUGCGCCGUGAUUCGGAGUGUGACAUGUGGAAAAUGUUUGCCGUCCAGUGGUGCCUGGUUCGAAACGAUGCUCAGCAUCUGAAGGCAUUUUUCAAGGCACAUCGUAUGUAUCCUCGGAUAUUGGAAAGAUUGGGCAGCCCGGAACAAUUUCUUCCUGAAACCCGUAAGGUCUCCAACAUGUUGAAUCUUCAUCUGCUGAAUGAACGAACUGGUGAAAUGCUCGAAAAAAAGGUCCCAAAGAGAAUUAAUUUGCAAACAUUGGAGAACUUGAUAGUCAAACUGUUUGGCCCAUCGGAUCGCCAGGGAGGACUGCAAUUGUCGCUGUUCGAUCGUAAACGGGACGUUCGGAUUCCACUGGAAAAUCACGGUAAAAGUUUAGAUUUCUAUUCAGUCGAGGAUCAGGACACGAUUGUAUUCUAAUUACGCCAGUGGCACACUUUUUGUAUUUGGAUUGAGAUUGCUGAUGACAUACAAAUUUUUCGUCGCCGUACGACUGUAACUCAAAGACCCUUAGCCGUUAUUUAUUCUGCGUCCUUAAUCUCAGAUAUUCUGAAAUUUAUCUCUGUUGAAUUGAAACUUGUAUUUUAUUGAAGCAAAAUAUUGUUUAAAGCAUAAUAAAAACAACACAAUGAGAGACGCAUACACAAGGAUGCUUAAAUUCCAUCUACACAGUAAAUUUUGAAAUCAGGAUUUACAAUUUCAAAUAAAACUAGCUAAUCAAGCGCACCGGAA